AUGGCUAAAUCGUGUGAUGACAUCCCUAAAAAGUACAGUGAAGACGACAUGAACAUGGAUGACGAUAGCGAAGACCCGCCCGGUUGCUUUCGCAGGUUCAUUCUGUCGCUGCGGAUCAACCCGAACCUUAUAAUGUUAAAAGUGACACUUUUUGUUAUGUAUGGAGCCACUGCAUCCCUUUUACCAUACCUGACGAUACACAUGCAAAGCAUAGGUUUAACUGUUCCUGAAAUAUCGUUUGUAUACCUAGCUUUACCUUUUACUACGUUUUUGAGCCCUCCGAUAACUGGAUUUCUCGUGGACCGUUUCGGAGAAUAUAAGCCUGUUGUGAUAACAGCGUUAAUACUAAACGCAGCCUUUCAUCAUUCGUUGCUCUUGAUUCCACAUCAGGAAACGCCAGGAGUGAUGCCAUCGGCAUACGUAAUGAGACAUCCGAUCAAGGAGACCGUCGAGAUUUGGUGGAGCCCGUGUCCUAGCAGAGAGUGCCCUGAUGAAGACGAGCAAGUGGAUUUUGUACUAGACAGAUGUGUGGAUCACUGUAUGCUAUUCAGGCCCACGGAGACCAGCCCAACUAGUGAUCCCACAGAUGAUAAAGAUGAUAUUGAUGUUCAUAUUGUGCAAAAGAUUUAUCCGCCUAAUUUAUCUAAUAGCAGUUUUAUAAACGGUACCUACGAUGAAGAGGAUUACAAUGACGCAGCAUUUUUCUUAAUUGAAGUCCACGACGAUUUAGGAGAACCUAAAGAGCAACUUGGUAUUGAAAUGGAAAGGGACGAUAACGACACUGUAACGGACUUCAGAUCAAGAUUUGGGGAAAAACUCCUACUGUCUCAGGGUGUAAACAUAACAGCCCUUGAUAAAGAAGACUUGAGAUGUGGAGGGCUUGUCAUGUUACACAAUAUGACUAAACUAUCUCAACAACGGCUUGCAACGUUAUCCGCCGAUUGUAUGGUACAGAAAUGUGAUUUUAGAAAAGGCGGGCCGGAUGUUUGUCCGCCGGACUAUAAGGAAAGUGACGAUAAAACUUUUUAUAUUUACUUUUUCUUACGCUUCAUGGGCACUAUCAUGCUAUCCGCCGGUGUCACUAUAAUGGAUCCCAUCGCUUUGACCAUGAUACAAAAGUACGGCGGAGACUUCGGUAGAGAGAGGCUCUUCUCAAGCAUUGGAAUGGCAAUAUUUUCACCUAUCACCGGCAUGUUAAUAGAUAUGCGCAGUAAACAAGUGGGAUAUACUGAUUAUUCUGCUGCCUUCUACACCUACGACGUUUUGCUUCUAAUAUCGGCGAUCACCGUCGCUGUCAUGCCACUCGGGGCAAAACUACCGGCCGAUAAUCUAUUACACGACUUAGUGAAUAUCAUAAAGAUGCCCCACAUUAUCAUUUUCAUAUUCUUUCUAUUUGCACUCGGCAAUUUCUGGGGUUUUAUUGAGUCCUACUUGUUUCUGUAUUUAAAGGAGUUGGGAGCACCGAAUUUCUUAUUAGGAAUAACGGUGACAGUUGGUACGCUGAGCAGCAUCCCGUUCCUUUACGGCGCAGACGCGAUCACCUCCCGGAUUGGCCACGUCAACGUGAUCGUCGUCGCGUUCUUUUCCCACGCCGCCAGACUUGUCGGCUACUCCUUUAUUGAAGAUUCUUGGUGGUGCUUUCCAUUUGAAGCUAUGGAGUCUUUGUCAGUGCACCUGAUGUGGGUUGCUGCUGCUACAUAUUGCGCCAUGCUAGCACCGAAAAGCUUAUUGGCUACUCUGAUUGGUGUUUUAGGAAUGGCUCAUUUUAGUUUAGGUCGUGGUAGUGGCAGCUUUGGAGGAGGCCUGCUUAUUGCUUCUCUUGGCACCCGAGAAGCCUUCCGGUACAUGGGCUUAAUAGCCUUCUUAGGAGGAGUAUUGUAUGGACUUCUUCAUUACUUUUGGUUGCGCAACAUUAAUAUGAAAGCUAUUCCAGAAAUUUCUGAACCGGACACAGAAAGCGGAGAAGGGGACAAGCUAAAUGGUGAACCGCUUCGUAAGGAUGCAGAGACCAUGGUGUCUUUAGAGAGACUACACAUGAUAACUAGGUUUAAUCCACUUGGAUCAUUGCACUCUUUAUCUAGGGGAUCUCGUGCUAGGCUCUCUCAAGGCGACAUAAACGAACUCUGCCGAAGCCGUAGUGGAAGUAAUAGUCAGCGCCGUUGUAGCAACAUUGAGAUAUCACCUAAAUCGCAAAGCUCAGCCUCCAAAGUUGACUUACUUAGAUCUGCCCUGGAGGUUUCACAUCAACAAGCUAAAGGCCAUAUAUCAAAUCCGGUUUUGUCCAACAGAACUGUGCCUCAUUCGUAUAAGCUAGCAAACAGUGCACCAAAACUUACACAACGGAACAAUAUAUCCCAGCCCGCCUUAGCUGAAUACGACGCGAGACGAAGAGAUUCUAUUCCAGAAGAAGCAGAUGAAGACAAGCUUAUGCCUACCAAGCCUGUUAAGACGAAGAGUGACAGCAUCCCCCCACCACCCACUUAUGAUGAAGCUACCCGUGAGAAGAGAAAAAGUUGGCACUCGGACGAUAGCACACCCACUUAA
Molecule: messenger RNA, 2544 nt
Organism: Leptosia nina
Lineage: Eukaryota; Metazoa; Arthropoda; Insecta; Lepidoptera; Pieridae
Source: the annotation of a GenBank genome assembly